UGUGUUAGAUACAAACAUCAAACAUGGAGGAUAUUUCUUUUCCUUCCAUAUAGAAAAAAGAUUUUGGUUUCAUUGCACGUUAAAGUGCUCUUAAGUUGUAUAUUAAUUACUUUUAUUUAUUUUUAUGGUGUUUAAAUAAAAUAAGUAAUUAAUUUUAAGGUACAAAUAUGUCUGACUCAGAGAGCAGUAAUUAUUCUGACAAUGAAAGCGAACGUGGAGCAGCUGCUAGUGGUAGUGAACCCGAAGACAAUAGAUCAGCAAGAUCCGGUAGAGGUAGUGGAAGAUCCGCUUCAAGAAGCAGAAGCAGAUCACGUUCAAAAUCACGCAGCCGUUCACGUUCUCGUUCAGGCUCCGGUUCGGAGGGAGCUAGAGACGAUGAGGCCGAAGAGGCGAAUUCAGGUGAGGAUGAAAAUGUCGAGCCGGAGGAAGAACCGGAAGGAGAAGACUUGGACAGUGAAGAGUAUGAAGAUGAAGAAGAUGACAGGCCACGAAAGAAGAAGAAGAAGGAUAGAUUCUGUGGAUUCAUUGAUGACGAAGCUGAGGUGGAUGAUGACGUUGAAGACGACGAAGAAUGGGAAGAAGGAGCUCAGGAAAUAGGAAUCGUUGGGAAUGAGGUUGAUGAGCUGGGACCAACGGCUCGGGAAAUCGAAGGACGUAGACGUGGUACCAAUCUUUGGGAAUCUCAGCGGGAAGAUGAAAUUGAAGAGUAUUUACGCAAAAAGUAUGCUGAUGAGUCUGUAGCUCACAAACAUUUCGGAGAUGGAGGUGAAGAGAUGAGUGAUGAAAUUACUCAGCAGACUCUUUUACCCGGUGUCAAAGAUCCUAACUUGUGGAUGAUUAAAUGUCGUAUUGGAGAAGAAAAAGCAACUGUACUUCUUUUGAUGCGUAAAUUUUUGACGUAUCUUAACACUGAAAGUCCACUGCAAAUAAAAUCAGUUGUUGCGCCCGAAGGAGUCAAAGGUUACAUUUAUAUCGAAGCUUACAAACAACCACACGUUAAAGCAGCUAUUGAAAGCGUGGGUAAUCUCAGACAUGGUAUUUGGAAGCAACAGAUGGUACCAAUAAAAGAAAUGACUGAUGUGUUGAGAGUUGUUAAAGAACAAACUGGUUUGAGAGCUAAACAAUGGGUAAGAUUGAAGCGUGGUAUCAAUAAAGACGAUAUUGCGCAAGUUGAUUACGUUGACCUAGCUCAAAAUCAAGUUUACUUGAAAUUAUUACCCAGAAUAGACUAUACUAGACCACGUGGAGCGUUAAGAACCGCUCAAGCUGAAAUAGACGCUAAACGCAAAAAGAAAAGACGACCACCUGCAAAACCAUUUGACCCAGAGGCUAUUCGAGCUAUUGGUGGAGAAGUAACUAGUGACGGAGACUUUUUAAUUUUUGAGGGUAAUCGUUACAGUCGCAAGGGAUUUUUGUAUAAAAAUUAUAAUACAAAUGCUAUUAUUGUCGAGGGAGUUAAACCAACAUUAUCAGAGUUGGAACGUUUUGAAGAAGCGCCGGAGGGUAUUGAUAUUGAAUUGAGUGGAACUCCGACUACUGGUAAUGGACGAGAGGAUUCAUCAGUAGCCCAUUCGUUCAGUAACGGAGACAAUGUUGAAGUUUGUGAGGGUGAAUUGAUGAAUCUCCAAGGUAAAAUCGUCUCUAUCGACGGAAAUAUAAUAAUGGUAUUACCCAAACAUGAAGAAUUAAAAGAACCUCUUGAAUUCCAAGCCAAUGAGUUGAGGAAGUAUUUUACAAUGGGCGAUCAUGUAAAAGUUGUUGCAGGAAGAUAUGAAGGAGAUACUGGUUUAAUUGUUAGAGUUGAACAGAAUCGAGUUGUCUUAUUUUCUGACUUAUCGAUGCACGAGCUAGAAGUUCUUCCCCGUGAUCUUCAGCUGUGCUCAGAUAUGGCUACUGGAGUCGACAGCUUAGGUCAAUUCCAAUGGGGUGAUCUAGUGCACUUAGAUGCCCAAACAGUGGGUGUUAUUGUGCGACUAGAACGUGAAAACUUCCAUGUUUUGUCUAUGCACGGUAAAGUUGUAGAAGCAAGACCCCAAGGACUGACCAAGUGCCGAGAGAAUCGUAAUCCUGUGGCUUUAGAUUCUCAACAGAAUACAAUUCAGAAAAAAGACAUUGUUAAGGUAGUUGAUGGACCACACGCUGGACGUGAUGGUGAAAUAAAACAUUUGUAUCGUAGCUUUGCAUUUUUACAUUCUCGUAUGUACGUAGACAAUGGUGGAAUAUUCGUUUGCAAAACACGGCAUCUACAAUUAGCUGGUGGUAACAAAACAAUUACAUCAAUAUCACCGAGCUCUGGUUUUAUGUCACCGCGAAUUGCUUCACCAAUGCACCCAAGCGGUGGCGGAUUUGGAAGAGGAGGUGGAGGUGGUGGACGUGGCCGUGGACGCGGUGGUGGCGCUCGUCGUGAUCGAGAAUUAAUUGGUACAACAAUUAAAAUCACCGGAGGUCCGUACAAAGGAAAUGUUGGAAUCGUUAAAGAUGCAACAGAGACUACAGCUCGUGUUGAGCUGCAUUCAACAUGCCAAACUAUAUCUGUCGAUAGAUCACAUAUUGCCAAUGUUGGAGUGCCAAACAAGGACGGUGGUUUCAGCUCCUACAGCAGAACACCAGCCUACGGAGCUGGCGGUCAGACACCAAUGUACGCUCGCGAUGGUGCCAAGACACCAAUGCACGGCUCUCAAACUCCGAUGUACGAAAAUGGAUCUCGUACUCCUCAUUUCGGUUCCAUGACGCCAUCGCACGAUGGAUCUCGCACACCUGGACAGUCCGGAGCCUGGGAUCCUACGGUUACUAAUACUCCGGCUCGGAACAAUGACUUUGAUAACUACAGUAUGGAGGAAGGUGGAUCUCCAGGCUAUGCUCCGGGAUAUCCGUCUACUGGGGGUCCAUUCACACCUCAGACACCCGGGACUAUGUACGGAUCGGAGCAAAGUUACAGUCCUUAUCAACCGAGUCCUAGUCCAGCUGCUAGUGCUACUGCUAGUCCUAGCCCCGCUGGAUAUGUCGCAACUCCUUCACCUUCAGGUACUGGAUACACUACAAGUCCUCAUGGAGCUUUUGCAACUCCUUCACCGAUGAGCUACAGUCCAAUGACUCCUGGUGUUGCUGGCAGUCCAUACAAUCCACAGACACCUGGGUCUGGGUUAGAUACUGGUGUUGGAUCAGCUAUGCUCAGUAAUUCUGAGUGGCAUACAGUUGACAUUGAAGUUCGAGUUAAAGACGCUCAUAGUGAUCCAGCUUUGGCUGGACAACAAGGAGUUAUCAGAGGAAUAUCGGGAGGAAUGUGUUCUGUAUUUCUACCCGCUGAAGAUCGCGUUGUCAACUUAAUUUGUGAUCAAUUGGAACCAGUUUUGCCGAGCCACGGUGACCGAGUAAAAGUAAUUUUAGGAGAAGAUCGUGAAAGUGUUGGAACUUUAUUGUCCAUCGACAACCAAGAAGGUGUUGUUAAAUUCAGCGGUGAUGAACUUAAAAUGUUGCAUCUAAGAUUUUUAUGUAAAAUGAAGGGAUAAAUUUUACAAACUUUUAAGCGACCUAGCACGUUGCUUGAUUAUUAUUUUUUUUUUUUUUCAUAACUAUUAUUAUAAAAAAUAUGUAAUGUCAUUAAGGAAAAAUAUAUUACAAGAUUAUAUAAUUAAAUGGAGAUGUUUAUGUAAGCGACCGGUGUAUUUCUAUUUUAGAAAUAUUGUUUUUAAAAUUCGCAAUUACUUACGUCAUUUAUUUUGAUAUUAUUAUGAGUUUAUCGGGUUUGUUUUUCUUAGUAACUAAUUUAAAUUAAUAAAAAAAUUAAUUGAAUUUAAAGUACUUGGUGGCGCUGACGUUAGUGAGUUGUUUUUUUCUUACAGCUGUUCAUAACCUUACUUAUCCAAAUAAACAGUUAUUUAUUUU
This is a messenger RNA of Cotesia glomerata, 3885 nucleotides long. It is a transcript of the gene Spt5, whose product is annotated as transcription elongation factor SPT5. NCBI's taxonomy places the organism in Eukaryota, Metazoa, Arthropoda, Insecta, Hymenoptera, Braconidae. Gene Ontology annotation, molecular function: mRNA binding; protein binding. Gene Ontology annotation, biological process: transcription elongation by RNA polymerase II; regulation of DNA-templated transcription elongation; regulation of transcription by RNA polymerase II. The transcript is spliced from 4 exons. Bases 168 to 3509 code for a protein of 1113 amino acids. Gene Ontology annotation, cellular component: DSIF complex. The record is from RefSeq and is a predicted model, not a curated record.